Messenger RNA from Peromyscus californicus insignis, 869 nucleotides. RefSeq names its product peptidylprolyl isomerase H (gene Ppih). Bases 79 to 612 code for a protein of 177 amino acids. The transcript is spliced from 10 exons. Gene Ontology annotation, biological process: protein peptidyl-prolyl isomerization; protein folding. Lineage: Eukaryota; Metazoa; Chordata; Mammalia; Rodentia; Cricetidae. Gene Ontology annotation, molecular function: peptidyl-prolyl cis-trans isomerase activity. Gene Ontology annotation, cellular component: intracellular membrane-bounded organelle. The record is from RefSeq and is a predicted model, not a curated record.
UUCCACUGCGCCGGAGCUUUGGAUGAAUUCCGCAGGGCCGGUCACCGGAAGCUGAGCUUCUACUUCCGGGUCAGAGCCAUGGCGGUGGCAAAUUCAAGUCCCGUUAACCCAGUGGUCUUCUUUGAUGUCAGCAUUGGCGGCCAGGAAGUUGGUCGCAUGAAGAUCGAGCUGUUUGCAGACGUGGUGCCUAAGACGGCAGAGAACUUUAGGCAAUUCUGCACUGGAGAGUUCAGAAAAGAUGGUGUUCCUAUAGGAUACAAAGGAAGCACCUUCCAUAGGGUCAUAAAGGAUUUCAUGAUUCAGGGUGGAGAUUUUGUUAAUGGAGAUGGUACUGGAGUCGCUAGCAUUUACCGCGGUCCAUUUGCAGAUGAAAAUUUUAAACUUAGACACUCAGCUCCAGGCCUGCUUUCCAUGGCAAACAGUGGUCCGAGUACAAACGGCUGCCAGUUCUUUAUCACAUGUUCUAAGUGUGAUUGGCUGGAUGGGAAGCACGUGGUGUUUGGAAAAAUCAUUGAUGGACUUCUGGUGAUGAGAAAAAUCGAGAAUGUUCCCACAGGCCCUAACAAUAAGCCCAAACUGCCAGUGGUAAUCUCACAGUGUGGGGAAAUGUAAUCUUGACCAAGACUGAACCUGAGCUGGGUUUGGAGGCUUGCACUCAAAAUCUCACCAUUUGGAGGCUGAAGCAAGAUUGCCACAAGUUUAUGGGCAAGCCAGGGCAGCAGCAGCUUAGCCACCAGCAAAAAAGAAGGCUGGGGUGUUGCUCAGGAGCACAAAGUACUCACAGGGUCUGGGUCUGUCUCUACUAAGCAAAGGAAAAGAAAAAUAUGUAAAGUUCUAAUUUGAUGGCAUCAAGAUUAUUGGUCCCUUAA